UGAACUCAGCUGAUGCUGACAUUGACAACCGAGCUCAAUAUCAAUACAAUACGUCACAUUUCAAAGCCACCAACGUUUACAAUCCAAGUUUCUACUGAACUUUCCGUUGCUGUAUACAAUGUGGUGGAACAUGUAGAGUGAGCUGACGCAGACCCCACUUAGUAGAGGUGUGAAGGUCGCUGCGAGCUGACCGUGAUAAAACUCUGUAAUCGUCUGACAAUUGUCAGUCGAGCAUUCAGCCUCUCGCUAUGAGGACUCUUGUCAUGAUCUGCAUUAGCACUUGACACGAUGGUGUAACCCAAGUGAGCAGUUUACGCCCGCUCCUGUUUCCGAAAACUUUUCUUUGUUCGGUUGUACGUGAAGGGGACUAUGCCCGAAUAUGUGGUUCCUAACCGUGAUGGACAUCCUCCUCUCGAGUCUCGUGGUGGGGCCUUGUGUGGUGGGCUUCUGGCGGGGCACAUGGGAGUACAUGGAGGCUUACAGGAGUGCCUUCCCCUUGUGGUGGACCCUCUGGGUCAGUGGGGCCCUCCACUUGGUGUUCACUCUGCUCCGGCAGGAGUUCGCUGAACAGUUCCGGCGGGGCGGUCUCCGAUACAUCAUCAUCUCCCGGUGUUACAUCUACGUCUUCUCCGUCAGCUGCGCCAUGCAGUGGCGGUCCACCUGGAUGAUCCUGGAGGAUUGUAUUAACUGCUACGAUGUCCGCUACAUCCUCCUGGUCACCGUACCCAGCACCCUCGUACUCUUCGCCUUCAGGCUCUUCUGCAAUACGUUGGCACCCCCUUACUGCAUCGCCCUCGACUUCAAACCAGAGGACGUCUUUAUGUUCCCAACAAUGUUCAACAUUUCUGGGACACGAGAAACGUGGCUGUACGUGCUCGACUGUUUCUUCAGUGUGUUUGUGAUCGGCACUCUGGUGGUGUUUGUAUGGAGAGGCUUUUGGUGUCUGCUGGACAACUACCUAUUUCCCGAUCGGCCCGACCUCUCAGCCCUCGGCUCUCUGGCGAUGGGCUAUUUCCUGGUGUUCGCUACGUUCGCGACGCAGCCCCUCAUGAAGGCCUUGGUUUCUCGGAUAGACGGAUUCUGGAGAAUCCUCGCCGUCGACAUUUACCUCAUCUUCUCCUUCUGCGGCACCGUCAACGUCUGGAGGGGUGUGUGGAACACACUGAACAUCUACUUCCUUCCAGAGACGCCGAUAAGGAGCUACUGGGUGUCGCAUGUCGUCUCCUUUGUCCUUCUCAUCUUCAUUAACUCGUCCAACUCCAUCCUGGUGAGGGGUGUCUACAUAGACGCGGAAGAGCAGGGUGCACAGUGCGUCGACUUCCCCUGCUACUACCUGCGUCUCUUCUUCCAGACAAAACGGAAGAAAAAGCUCCUGGCGCAGCUGCAGAAGAGGCAGGUGGCAGCACUGGCGAGGCGAAAGAGUGAAGGAGAGAACUGUUCCGGAGGCGGGCCGGACCUGGAUUUGGGGGCGGUGAACCACCUACAGAAACCACGGGCGUCCAUAGUCUGCCCCACCGACUCACAGAACGUGGUCUAGACAUCUACCUGAGGUCUGAUAAGGGAGCCCAACCGAAGAUGCCCGGGAGAGGAAGGGUGUAGUCUAUAUUCUAGACGAAACAUUCCAUGACGAGUCGGCAUCCAAACACCGCAUAUUGUCGUCUUCAUCUAGCUUGUAACUUCCUAUUUAUUUGUUUUGCAACAAUAAGGAAAACUACAUUAACUAUUUAUAAGUGUCACAAAUCGUUUUGUAAUCCCGAUGAAUAAACAGCUCUUGGAAAAAUAUUAUUUGAUUUUAAAGGCUGCAUCAAAUUAUAUUGUUAAAAUGCAUUUACUUGUGUGGAUAAUACCACACAGUUUUAUUCUGAAAAACAAACACAACUAUAAAAUAAGGCUUGGACAAAAAUAUAAUAACAUACUAUUUUCCAAUGUUUAUAAGACUGGUAAAUUAAGUUAUGAAACUUUGCACAAGGAGAUUUGUUUUACAUUUUAUUUCACUGUUUCAUUAAACCCCAUUUGUAUUAUACCUGUAAUAACAUUAAUAUCAAUAUUUCAUGACACGCAUUGUAUCAGUAACAUUGUGUCCCGAAUUUUUUUAAAUGAAUGAGUUUAACAAUUACUUAAUAUUACCAGUUAGUAGUACUAUAUGUAAAAUAAACGUUGCCUUCCAGUUUGCUAAUUUUGAAUUUUUGUCGCCCUCUUGAAUGUACAUUAGAUAUUUUAAAUCAAAAUAAUAACAUAGAACAUUUCCAAGAUUGUUUUAUUCUGACUAUAAUAAUGUAAAUCGUUUUCCAAUUUUUCAAUCUGUUAAAGAGUUAUUACGACAAUGUAUUGUAAUUUUCUUCCAUAUUACCAGGUUGUAAGUUUUGCUGCCCAGAGUUGAAUUAUUAUUGUUCAUCGAUUCUGCAACCCAAAACUCAUCGUAACAAUAUGGCAAUUAGUAAAUGCCUAAAAUAUGUUUAUUAAGUCAAUGUUGCAUGAGCAAUGUUGCAUAAAAACAACUCUGCGUAGUAAAAAUAAUAAAUUUGAAAAUUGUAUUUUUCAUACCAACAUCUCAUCGGAUAUAAACAACAAAAACUGUUUGUAUACUAACUUUUACAUUUGACUAUAUUUGUAUUUUAAACAUUAAACUAUAAAUCCAUUUUUAAUUCACUAUAAUUCAAAACUAACCAAAUGGGAGGUGGCUUUUAUUUUAUAGAUACAUAUUAAAACUUAACUAAAUGUUUUGUCCUUGACAAGAUUUUUCAUGCGUUCCUUAAUUUUUGGAUCCACUGUAUAGCAUGACAAUUUCUGCAAUAGUCUACAACACAUAAAAUGUUCGCACUUCACAAUUUAAUAUAAUUUCUGUAUAUUGGGAAAAUCUGUCUUAUAUUUAAAAACCCCCAUUUACAUAAAGACAUAGGCAUUUAUGUGAUAAGUACUUUAGCGUAAUUUUUAUGUACAAACUUAAUGUUAUUUAGUAUGUAAGUCAAAAGAUGUAAAUAUUUAUAAUUUAUUUAUAAUCAUUUUAUCACACUUUAAAUGACGCGAGUAUUAUCAUUAAAUUUACCAUAUCCAAAUUUUGGAUUUUUAUACGAUUUUAAUAAAUAAUUAAGUGGCCAGUUUAUUUUUAAGUCCAGCGUAAAAUCUUUAUUUUAUCUCCUGAACAACACAUUAUUUAUAAAAGUGCUGUUUCUUAUUCGUCUUGUAACUUUUCUUCCUUCACAAGACGAAAUCAACAGUAUUAUUAAAUUAGGUAAUCUUUACAAUAACUUCAUAUCAAUUUUCACAACAAAAUAUUUUACAGCUUUAUAUAUUUUACCAAUGUGGAAACACUUGUAAAUACUAUAAGUCUUUAAGUAACGAUGUUUAUGUAUGUUGAUGAGAAUAAAACAUGAUUAUUUAA
Molecule: messenger RNA, 3382 nt
Organism: Homalodisca vitripennis (glassy-winged sharpshooter)
Lineage: Eukaryota; Metazoa; Arthropoda; Insecta; Hemiptera; Cicadellidae
Gene: fusl
Exons: 7
Coding region: 380-1537 (385 amino acids)
Biological process (GO): neuron-neuron synaptic transmission; clustering of voltage-gated calcium channels; neuromuscular synaptic transmission
Cellular component (GO): presynaptic membrane
Source: RefSeq, a predicted model, not a curated record